Messenger RNA from Eurytemora carolleeae, 1279 nucleotides. RefSeq lists its product as uncharacterized. The record is from RefSeq and is a predicted model, not a curated record. NCBI's taxonomy places the organism in Eukaryota, Metazoa, Arthropoda, Copepoda, Calanoida, Temoridae.
AGGUUCGGCCCUACGAUGUCGGGGCACUUAUGGGAAUCAGCAUAAGUUUUAUAGCAUCUACUCUGACAAAUAUAAUGCAAGUGUAUGGUGUUUGGAACAGCAAGAUCUCCUGUGUAGUUCCUUUCCUAAUCCUGUAUGCGGGACUUUUGAUAGAGGUCACCCUUGGUAUUCUUAUUCUCAUCUUUGAACAACUGGUUGUUGGACUAGUUUAUCUGUUGGUCUGCCUUCUUUUUAUGGGAGUUGCCUGGAUCAAGGUUAAAGAUGUUGUCGUCUUCAUUUAUGAGGAAACACGGGUUAACAGUGGAGAGACAUCAAGGGACAUGCGGUACAACUCGUACAACACAUCAGGUAGCAGCAACAGAAGUACUCAUCAUAGUACAACACAGCUGCACUACAGUACAACACAUCUUAUUGUUGGAACACAACAAGUUAUGAAUAGCAUAGCAGCGUCUAAUUACAGUACAUUCAAUGGAUCCAGAUGUGUACAAGCUGAUAAGCUGUAAAAACCAUAAAGGUAGUGUUCAGAUAAUCAUUUGUAAAAUUCUUAUUUAAACAAUCUAUUCAAGUUGCAUAACAAUUUUCAUUGUUUGGAAAUACACUCAAAAUACAAAACAAAAUGAUUUUGGAAGAGGAUCCUAUUAAGCCAGAAGUGUAAAAUUGAAUAAAAUAGUGGCAAAAUUAAGGCUCAGAAUUAAAAAAACUGUGAAAAUUUUUUAACCCAGGUUGUUCUUACCAAAAUUGGAAUUAUAUAAAAUCAGGUCUCAAUCAAAAUAGAAUUGAAAAUUUACCUUUUACAUCUACAAGCUUCAACCAAAUGCAAUCUAAUUGAAUUUGAAAGAGCUCUUUUACAGGGUGUCCCCAUAAACAUGGGAAUUGGGUUAGAUUUUGAUAUAGUCUUUGUAAAUGGUUUUUUGAUUUAGUCUAGCCCGUAGAUGUUUCGUCUGCUAAAGUUAAGCAUGUGUUUGUUUAUGUUUUGAUAGCAUACUGCUGUUCUUGGUAAAUCGAAAAAUUACUUUAUACGAGGGAGGGAACCCCCGGACGCCAUGAGCCUUUGCUAUGCUAACAUGAGCCUCCCAGAUGUGCUAGGCAGACCGAGCCUCCGCCAUGCAGUAAGAGCCUCCGCUCUACAGUAAACGAGCCUCCUCUAUACGGAAUAGUUUACUUAAAUUAAAAAAAAUUUUGUAUUUUUUUUCGACAUAGUAGCAUAUAAAGUUUAUCAAAGAUCAGAAGUAUUAAUUGAUUUUUAUAAAAAGUGACUAAUUAUGACUAAUAAAGUGGU